Messenger RNA from Porites evermanni, 7659 nucleotides. Lineage: Eukaryota; Metazoa; Cnidaria; Anthozoa; Scleractinia; Poritidae. The record is from the annotation of a GenBank genome assembly.
AUGUUUGACCAAGUUAACUUUUUCCCGCUGAGACAGGAUACUGUCCUUAACGUCUCCGACGAAGAAGAGCAUUUUAUCCGAGUGAACACCGAUGGCAAGACAGCAAAAUUUAAGCUGACCAAAAAAGAUUGGGAACUAAUGGAAAUCAAAGAGUACCCAAGCGGGGGUCGUCUGUUGGGUGGUGCCUGGACCACUAUAUUUAGGCGAGGAGUAAAGCAGAGCAAUGAGUGGUGCCACUUACGCCUCACAAAUAAUCAAGUGCGAGCGGAGAACUCUCGCAGAAUGCAUUCCUCGCCGUUCUUCAGAGGAGCUGGGGAGUGCAAGUUUCCAGAGUGCAACGCGAAGGUAAAGUUUGUCAUCCAUAAAGAAAUAGGAAAAUACGUUCACGUGACGUAUGUGGGAAAUGUUUACCACAAAUUCCGUGGGUCGCCUAUGGCAAAGAAAUGAAUUCACACAUGGUGAAAAAAGCACCAAAAAAACUACUGGAACGAGCUAGUUGUUUAGGCCUUCUAGAAAUCAAUGAGUUAGUGGAAUGUUGAUCAAGAGAGUAUCUGCCGCGUGGCCGUCAAAGUGUAACAAAACCAAAACAUCUUUCUUAUUAUUUUUGAACGAUGAUUUUAAGGUUUUAUGGAAAGAGUACAUAAGUCAUGUUAAAAAACAUGAAACUAUCCUUCAAAAUUUUUGGCUUUCUCAGAAGUCUAACUGUUCUAUCUGAUUUUAGCGACAACUAUGAUAGAAGAAUCAUCAUGUUAAGUACGCUGACGACCACAUUAAUUUGUUUAACAGAUUUUCACAAGUAAGAUCUAGCUAGGUAGCAAGUUGCAUGAUGGUGUAACUUUUAAGUCAGUGGGAUGAAACGUUUUUCUGAUAAAAAGAACUGAUAGAAACCUUUUUGAGGUGCAAGACACUGGAUGGAAUGUCCUUCUCGGGAAAUUUCUCAGUGUCACAUAAACAUCUAUGCUCUCUUUAGCCUGAGACGACACACGAAUCUUACUGCUCUUGCCCGUAAAGUAUUUGAUGCCAUGAUCUCCCCUAUUCUAACAUGUACAUGUAAUAGUGAAAUUUGGGGUGUGUAUGCCGAACCAGAUUUUAAGUCCGGGGACGGCUCACAAAUUGGAAAGACACACCUUCAAUUUUGCAAAUGUUACUAAGAAGUAAACAACAAGGCUUCUUACAUAGCUUGUAGAGCUGAACUUGGUCGUUUUCCUUUAAAUAUCACUAUCGAUCAAGAAAUCCUCAACUACAUUUUGUAUAUUCAGUCUAAAGAUGAAGAAUCUUUUGUCAAGCAAUGAUCUUUUUCAAUGUCAUUUUUCACUGCAAUGGUAAAAAUAGCUUUCACUCCUCAUUUGUAGAAGAGGUCAGAAUAUUUUACCAACCUUACUUUAACCCUGGUUUAUUAGAUACCGCGAUAGUAAAAAAAAAAAUUGUAGUUUUAAUAAAACAGCAACGUUCUCAAAAACUAGAAUUUUAUAGAUUUUUUAAAACGAUCAUACCACUUCUAAGGGUCUCCUAAUUACUAAACUUAACAAGAGGAACAGCUGAGAGAAAGGCUUUAGUAAAAUUACGAAUAAGCCGCAAUACCAAACUAAUGCUAGAACUUGGUAGAUACAAUCCAACUACUACAAAUAACAGGCAUUGCCCUCUUUGUGGAUCCAGUUAACUAAAAGACGAAGUUCACUUUCUUUUUCAUUGUUCUAUAUAUUCUAUGAUUACGAAUACUGAAUUUUUACAAGAAAGUCAAGUCUCUGAUAAACGUUAUGAUCAAUGUACUGAUUAACUCCUCUUUAUUCACAUACAAUGCAUUAAAUAUAUUUCAGCUUGCUUUGAUUUUUGUGACAAAUGAUUAAGAAAGUAACUUAAUUUUCCUGUUAUAAAAUCUUAGUUCUUCUUCUUAAAAUAGCUUUUCUAAUAUUAUUUCUACUUGUAUGGUCAUGAAUAUAAAGCUUGUUGUUCUGAUGUUGAUGUUGGAUACCUCUGGAAGCGCUCGUCCUGUCGUAAAACGAUAAAAUUAUCGAAAAUUACUUCCCAAGAUCGAGGCCUAUAUUCCAAGGAGGGGGUGAGUCCCUUGAGGAGGGGUUUGGGAAUGCUAGUCGGAAAAUUGGAAUUAAACCCCUCAAGGAAAUCUGGACGUGACUCGUGAUUUAUCUAACACCUGCUAAAAGAUCCCAUUCUAAAAAGACCGUCAAAUAUGAGCUAUGGUUAUUUCGAGUUAAGAUAAGGACGUUGUAUUUGGAUGUCAUUAUUCCUUUUUUUUAUUAUUAUUAUUUUCUUCCUUUACGCACAAUCCUGAACUCUCUACAUAAGACAAACAUCUGCAAUUUUAUACCCCUAACGUAGGCGGUGAGUAUCCCCACCACUUUUAAAUGGAUAUCCCCGGUCCUCGUGUUUCUUUUUAUCACAUUUUCUUGUGCUUGGAUGAUGAUGAUAUGGAAACAUUCCUCCUAAAGGAUAAUUUUUUUGGAUUUGAAUUGUUUUUUGUUUUUGUUGUUGUUGUUGUUUUUUUUAAUCUUUUUUCAACUAGAUGUGAUUUUUUAUGCUCCUGAAUAAGUAGUAUGUAGCUAGCGUAUUGACAAUUGGUCAUGCAGUUCAUCAUUAAUUUGUAGCCAUAUGGUGAAAACGUUGAAGCUUCUCUCAAUUCUGCUGUUUUAACAAGCCAUUAUUAUCAUUAUCAUAAUUAUGGUCUUAAUUUAUUCAGAUUGAAAAUCGAAUAGAUGGUAGUCUUUGCCGGGUUUGCUAUGUAAUAGAGCGGUCACUAAGUUAGCGUGGGAGUGUUUUGUUACCUACCUUGCAAAGACAACGAGCAGAUAGAGAUCUGGCACGAGUUGUUCGAAAGUCGAGUAGAUCAAAUCCAUGGUAUAGAAACUCAUAUGCUAUACAAUACAGUACAUUUUAUUAAUUCUCUCAAUAGGGUUUUUAGGGAAUCAAUUUCCAUGUACAAGAAAAAUAGAAAAAAUAUCAAGAUGUGUAGAAAACUAAUGAUGUAAUAGUGUUUGCAAUUUUACAAAAUGAUAUUAUAAAACAAAGCGCUGUAUGGACUAUCAAAACUAAGCGCAACUGAUUUCAACUCUAGCUUUCUUCUUAAACCAUUGAAUAGAUUUAGAGCUUCUUGUAUGACCAGUAAUGCUAUUCCAUGAUGCUACUGCCCUGUCGAAAAACGAGCGCUGAGCAAUUUCUGUGCGACAUUUGGGAAGGCUAAGUUGAUCAGGAUUUCUAGUGUUGUACUCGUACGUUUUUGAGCGCUCUGUAUGAUUUGAACUUAAACAGCGAGGCGUCAGACCAUUCAGACAUUNAGAUUUAGAGCUUCUUGUAUGACCAGUAAUGCUAUUCCAUGAUGCUACUGCCCUGUCGAAAAACGAGCGCUGAGCAAUUUCUGUGCGACAUUUGGGAAGGCUAAGUUGAUCAGGAUUUCUAGUGUUGUACUCGUACGUUUUUGAGCGCUCUGUAUGAUUUGAACUUAAACAGCGAGGCGUCAGACCAUUCAGACAUUUAUAAUAAAUCAUGGUAGUGUCGCGCAAGCGCAGCGGUUCUUUUACAGUAAACCAGCCCAGUUCGUGCAGUAUUUGGGAAAUAUGAUCGUACUUUCUGGUGUCGGUUAAUAUACGCGCGCAAAAUUUUGUAUCAGUUGUAACUUCUUAAUACUUUGUUUGAAUGUACCGGACCAUACGGUUGAACAGUAAAAUAAUUUACUAAAUAUAAGAUAGUUUAGGAUUAUGUUUAGAACAUCUUUGGUAAACAGAUGUCUAACCCUACUUAUCUGACACAAACUAGAAAGUACAGAGGACGGUAAGGUCGAAAUGUGCUCAGUGACAGUCACGUUUGAGUCUAGAAUAAUACCUAGAUCUUUGGCUGAUUUGCGCAACACCAUCCCGCAACAAGUUCGAGAUCCUGGGAAAUCUGAUGCAAACAUGAGUGGAUAUCCUGUGCAGAACUUGACAGAUAUAUUUUCGGGUCAUUCACGUACGAUUCAAUAUUACUAAAUUUGGUUACUCCAGGAAGAUCGUUCAUAUAUAAGCUAAAAAACAUCGGUCCCAGGAUAGAGCCUUGAGGUACCCUACGAAUUACCGUAAGGGGCUCCGACAAAGAAGUUCCCACUCGGAUGCAUUGUUCUCUAUUCGUGAGAUAACUAUGGAACCUUUGUAAAGCUUUGUUCAAGGUGCAAAGUUGGUAUAGUUUGCAAGUAAGGUCUAAUGACAUAGACUAUCGAUGGCCUUACUUAAGUCAAUCAGUACCAUAGCUUUGAUUAUUUGCUUGUUGCCCAUGGCCCUGAAAAUAAGGUCGGUCACAACCAGGCUCAAGGCUUCAGUUGAGUGCAGCUUACGAUUUCCACUCUGAUGGCUAGUGAGGCGAUUUUUCUGUACCAAGUGGUUGUUCAAUUGACACAUAGCAAUUCUGUCCUGUACUUUGGAAAGAAUUGGUAGUAGGUGUAAGUUAACUAAGGACUAACGUUAACCGGGCUUCAAGCAACUCUGACCUGGCUUGAAUUCGCUAUCUCGCCCGAAUAACAAGUUCCAAUCUAAUUCGAUCAUCUCCAAGGGGCCGUUCAUUAUUUAUGGGAGGGGGAAAGGGAGAUAAAAUGAGGGGAUCUGAAAAUUUAGCUAGUACAAAAAGGGGAAUUUCCGAGGGUAAUUUUUUGCCUCUGAUCAUGGAAUGACUGUCAUGAAAUUUUAUACAGAUAAUUUCUUUAAAAAAAUAUAAACAUAACUACAUUAAACGUUUCAUAGAGGGGACCACAGAUUUCGUAGCAAGAAGCCUUUUGGGUCUUCAUAUGUCUUCACAGUAUUUUGGAACAGUCAUGGAGUAUAUAUAACUUAUGGUGUAAUUUUCAUUUCUUUGUUUAAGCAUAUUUUAAUAUGUUUAAAAACUGGAUUGCAACAAAGUUAGUAGCUAUAGUUCUUAGUUUUGCCAUGCGUUUUAUACAUGUCCUGGCCCCCAGCUGGCCCAUGAUAUUCGGAGAAACCCUAAUACCUACAAUAAUAUGUCACUGAUUGAUUGAUUGAUUGAUUGAUUGAUUGAUUGAUUGAUUGCACUGGUGGAGAGAAAACCACACAAGAGUCACAUUCCAAACAUAAACGCCAUAACUUGAGAUAUCUAUUACAAUAAAAGGUCUUCAUAUUAGCCCCUAGUUGAUAUUCCAUGAUGGAAAUUUAAGAAAGUCAUUCUAAGAUUUUUUUUCCAUUUCCUGUUCAAUAGUUUAUUUCUCCACCACCACAUCAUCAUCAACAUCAUCAUCACCAUAAUCAUCGCCGUCAUCAUCAUAGCAUAAGCAGGAGAUUCUUCUCCAACACGCUAACUACUACAUCAUUGCCCCCUAACGAAAAUACUGUAUGGAUAUGUUGUGGUUAAAUUAUAUCCUUAGUUUGAAUUUUACUUGCCCCUGUUUCAAAGUUAUUAUCACACAUUUCCAUUCCCGAAAACAACGGCAUAUAAAUCGUACCACAACAAAGCCACAACAGAUACGUACAAUACAACUAUAUUUGGGACAGGGGUAUUUUAAAAGUGUUUAAUGGGACUACAGUACGCUUGAUUACAACUCAUGUUUCAAUAAACGAAAGAAUAUUAAUAUUAGCUUUCCAUUCCUAUUUAAGAUUUAGCCAAAACAAAGUUAAACUUCAUUGAAAGGAAAACUUAAUAAGCGCUCCCCUCGAUUAAGCGGCCUCCUUUCAAUAAGCCCCCAUCCUUUAAGCGGUAACUUUAAUUAGGCACCCGGGUGCUUAAUGAGGAAAUAAGGUUUUAAGAAAAUAAAACACCAUGAUUGUGUAUUAAGGACAUCAUUCUCGCGAGUUGCCUGCCUGUUUAAAGGGCUAUGUAACGGCUGUAUAGUUCAUUUUUUCAAUAUUGCCAAUUACGAGGGUCCCCAAUAGGUUUUUCGGGAUCCGGGAUUUCCCUUAUUUGAAGCUCGGAAUUCGGGAUAUUGAAGCAAAAUCGGGGCGAGAUUCGGGAUUGAAGGUAUGCGCGCGAGUUAUAAUGCCCGAAAUAACCCUCAGGAUUACGGGAUCGGACGAAAUCUUGGGUCGGGAUUACGGGAUUGAGGAACCCUAUUGGGGACCCUAAAUUACGUGCCCUUAUACGCUAUGGAACUCAAGAAACUACUUUGGCGUCUUGUGAAUAACAAAAUCACAGCUUCUUGUCAAAAUCGAAAACGAAGUUUGGAAAAAUGUUUAUGCUAAUAAGUUUCCAAAAGCUGCAAUUCCAAUCCUUUUUAUCUUUUCAAAGAUUGUCCAUCCGUGUCUUCUUCUGCAUUUUAUAUGCAAUCAAUAUCCUCUUCUUUUGUUUUGAGAAGUUGUUUUCAUUUAUACUUCAAACUGGCGGCAGUUCCCAAUGCUUGAAUUUUAAUAAACUUCAUAACGCAGCUGCUUUAGCACACAUAGGCCCCUUUUGGGGAUUUAAUCUCCAACGAGUAUUCCCGUACCCUACAUACGGAAGUCACUUCCCCCCUGGAGCUAGGGUUAGCUCGCAAACAGGAUAUUAUUAUGAAACAAACGCCAAUUUGACAGAACCCAGACGGAGUUUGAUAAACAAUCUUGAAAUAUGCGAUUUUGCUGAGUCUCGUUCCCUUGCACGAGGACCUGUCAUUCGAACCCGUGUUAAAAGAUUGGUCCUUCAACAAAGGCCUUAUUUACCCAAGCAAGCUCUACGUCAGCAGACCUUCCCAGCAUUGAUCACAGGUUAGAAUUAGAUUAUGAUUAAUGGAAGCCCUAUACUUAUAUGUCCGCAAAUUCAUCAUAUUCGCUAGAUUACUAUUACAAAAGUACGAUUAGAACUAUGGUAAAACAGAGAGAAAAACACGGACACAUUACGCACCUUGCAAAAAGGCCAUCAGCUAAAAGAUGCCAAGCCAACGAAAGGUGGUUACGUAUACAGAUACGUUUAGUUCAUCUCUUUAUCGCUAAAGUCUAGAUAUUCCUGCGCAACAGCAAAAAGAAUUGAAAUGAUGCACUUCCUUUCAUUUCCCGCUUUUUCCUUUUCCUCUCUACGUUUGUUUAAGAUACGUUUAGUUCAUCUCUUUAUCGCUAAAGUCUAGAUAUUCCUGCGCAACAGCAAAAAGAAUUGAAAUGAUGCACUUCCUUUCAUUUCCCGCUUUUUCCUUUUCCUCUCUACGUUUGUUUACCUAAUUGCUUUUCUUGCUGGAAUUUUACGGUAUGUUUCUUGCACAAAUUGUUAAACACAAACACAGAUCUUCGCGUAAAACGACGCGUUUUUCUGCUGUUACAAAAAGCAAAGCAGUACGAGCAAAGAACAAGGGCCACAUGGAGACAACAGAUUCAAUUCAGUCAUGAAUCAUGGCCUACACAAAGUAAAAUGUUGAUAUUCCCAAACGGUUUUAAGUGCUUCGAAAAUUACUAUCAUUACACCCUGUUUUCCAUCUAAUGUUUGCCGAGCUGCCAUUACAUGGUAGAAAGACUGAAAGGUCUAGAAUUAUCCAAGUAUUCCAACAAUAACCGAUUAUUUUCCUUUAUAGCCAGGUUUCUAGUUACCUUACUUUUUAUAAAAAUUAAGAUUGAUCUUAGUAUGAAUACUUGUAUGUUUGAGGUUAUUACAGAUAGAAAUGUGAACGGAGAUGUCAGUGCAUCCAGUAGCUUACCAUAUGCUGUAUGCUCCGAGCAAACAACACGUUCGCCUGGUUUUAAGUUGUGGACAGGAAAAUCAGUCAACAGAUGA